AUGACUUCCUACUCUUCCAAUUGCACUUACGCCACUUUGUUCUUUCUCAUGCUCAGUCUUUGCAAUGCAACGCCAAAUUUCUAUAUCAUCACUGAGGCUAGACCCUUUCCCGACCCAACUCCACCACCUAAUAUCACCGAUCCGAAACAGUCCAUGAGCUGGUGUUCCAGCGUGGCAUCAGAAUUCUGGGCCUCCUACUACCCAACAAUGGCCAGCUCGAUGACUUCAUCAUGGGCAAGUGCGCAAAGCGAAAUCAACAAAUUCGUCGCUACUGCAACGCACUCCAUACCGCCCCAGAUGACAGAUAUGGACACAGUGGCCAUAUACACCGAAUCAGCUAUGUCAUGGUUCACAGCGCUUCCCGAGGAUGUCCAGCGUGCUAAAAUUCAAGAAGGGGAGGCGAUGUAUGUUAUAUGGCGAGCGUAUAUCCGUGGGUUGACCGAACGCCGUUCGAAUGUAUCUCACACGUCGACUGCGAUUCCUUCAAUUACCACAGACUGGUCUUCUGCGGCUUCAACAACCCCUUCGGACACACCUGUUGCAAUGCCUACAACCAAUCUGGACGCGGUGGGAGAUGUCACUUCUUCUUCGACUGCGAGAUUGGGUACGGUGAUUAUCACAAGAACUUUGGACGCAUCGACGGAAACGCACCCCACAACUCAACCGAGCCCCACGGUUCAAUCGGCGCUUGCUGGGAAGGAUACUACGGGUAUAGCUGCGGGUGUAUUGGCGGGUGUUGCGGUCGUGGUCGCGUUCUUGUGA
Dothidotthia symphoricarpi CBS 119687 is the source of this 762-nucleotide messenger RNA. RefSeq lists its product as uncharacterized. The record is from RefSeq and is a predicted model, not a curated record. The transcript is spliced from 2 exons. NCBI's taxonomy places the organism in Eukaryota, Fungi, Ascomycota, Dothideomycetes, Pleosporales, Dothidotthiaceae. The coding region runs from base 1 to 762 and encodes 253 amino acids.